This is a messenger RNA of Glycine soja, 1719 nucleotides long. RefSeq names its product F-box/FBD/LRR-repeat protein At1g13570-like. NCBI's taxonomy places the organism in Eukaryota, Viridiplantae, Streptophyta, Magnoliopsida, Fabales, Fabaceae. Gene Ontology annotation, molecular function: protein binding. The coding region runs from base 232 to 1515 and encodes 427 amino acids. The transcript is spliced from 5 exons. The record is from RefSeq and is a predicted model, not a curated record.
AUUAGGUCUCAAAAAGUUUGAAUCCUGUUGCAGCAUAUCCUUAAUAAUCUCAAAUUCAAUUCACUCACUCACUCACUCGAAGAUACCAUCGGAUCUAACCCUUGUCUCUAUAGUCUAUACGAUCCCAGUUUUUUGCGUGACGACGUUGUUGGGAAUCUUGUUCACUUAGGUUUCACUCAAUCACUUUCUGGAGAUUAUUUGCGUUUGCCUGGAAUUACUUGAUAGCUUGACAUGCGGAGAGAGCAACCCCGGUCUCCUUGCCUAACUGAUGUGGAGCCAGACAGAAUCAGUUGCUUACCGGGGCACGUGAUAGACCAAGUUCUGUCACAUUUGUCAAUUAGGGAAGCAGUGAGAACAAGUGUUUUAUCUAGCAAAUGGAGGUACAAAUGGGCCACACUACCGAUUCUUGUGUUCGAUACCCAUUGCGUCUCGGUGGCUUCUCAGGACCAUAUGAUUAUCAAGAACAAGCUUUUGAGGAUUAUAGAUCACGUACUGCUACUCCAUUCUGGGCCAAUCAACAAGUUCAAGCUCUCCCAUCGUGAUCUCAUUGGUGUGACUGAUAUCGAUCGUUGGACUCUUCAUCUAUGCAGAAAGUCUAUCAAAGAGUUUGUGCUGGAAAUCUGGAAAGGGCAACGUUAUAAGAUCCACUCUUGUUUAUUUUCUUGUCAAAGUUUGACUCAUUUAGAAUUAUUUAAUUGUUGGCUUAAACCUCCGUCAACAUUUCAAGGCUUCAAGAACUUGAAGAGUCUUGAUCUGCAACAUGUUACCUUGGCUCAGGAUGUUUUUGAAAACUUGAUAUCCAGCUGCCCUUUGCUUGAACGGUUGACAUUGAUGAACUUUGAUGGCUUCACUAAUCUGAAUAUUGAUGCACCGAAUCUCCUGUUUUUUGACAUUGGAGGUAAAUUUGAGGAUAUUAGCUUUGAGAACACUUUCCAAUUAGCUGUGGUAUCCAUUGGUUUGUAUUUGAACUUUGAAAUCAAUCAAAGUAGAUUGCAUGGAGGCUCUAGCAAUUUGCUCAAAUUUUUUGUUCAUCUGCCACACGUGCAAAGGCUAGAGGUUCAAAGCUAUUUUUUAAAGUAUUUGGCAGUGGGGGUUGUGCCAAUAAAGCUUCCAAGACCAUGCAUUGAUCUAAGUUAUCUUUCCAUACGAAUUAACUUCAAUGAUUUGAAGGAAAUUUCAGCUUCUCUUUGCCUCUUAAGAAGCUCACCUAAUCUACAAGAACUAGAAAUAUUGGCUCGACCCGAGGAGCAGACGGUUCUGUUAACACACACCUAUUGUUGGGAAGAUGUCUACUUUUCUUGUCCGGUCAUGCAACUGCGAUAUGUGAAGAUAGAUGGCAUAUCUGGUAUCAAACCCGAGUUAGAUUUUAUCAACUUUCUACUUCUACACUCUCCUGUGCUAGAAAGGAUGACUGUGAAGCCUGUUGCAAACGUUGGAUUAGAACUGAUGAAAGAACUGUUGCGGUUUAGGAGAGCCUCAGGACAAGCUGAAAUUAUUUACCUGGAACCUUCUUAAAGCGUGUUUGGAAACACUUUUUACUCCCGAAAAAAUCAGGUUCAUGACUUGAAAAAUGUAAAAGCUAAAACUAAUAGCGUUCACUUUAAUGUGAAAAAUCACAUCUGUAAUUUCCAAACAUGCACUUUAAUGCCUUUUUUUUUAAUGAAUUUUUAAAUGUAUAUAUAUACAUACAUAUAUAUAUAUAUAUGUAUGUUUAACCCU